Messenger RNA from Eimeria acervulina, 1650 nucleotides. Its product is annotated as ribosomal protein L15, putative. The transcript has 8 exons. The record is from RefSeq and is a predicted model, not a curated record. Lineage: Eukaryota; Apicomplexa; Conoidasida; Eucoccidiorida; Eimeriidae. The coding region runs from base 1 to 1650 and encodes 549 amino acids.
AUGGCCUGCAGCAGCCUGGAUAGGACGUGUUUAUUACGCAGGCGCCGCAAGCGUUGGGAGCCGCUGAAUUUAGCGAAGGUGCGGCGAUUUUUAGAGCAAGGACGUCUCGACUACCGGUUCCCCAUAACUCAGCGGCAUUUGCAUGACUCGGGUUGCGUUCGAGUCCGCAACGGAGUUCAUCUUUUCAAUGUUAACGACUACCCGUUCCCAUACAAAGUAGUUAUUGAGGUUUCGUCUGCAGAUCAAUCAGCAGUAGACGCAAUCAAACGUGUAGGAGGCAGCAUUCGCGUGGUGUACAGACACCCUAUUAACCUCAGGGCCCACGUCAAACCCUAUAAAUUCGACGUACUCCCCAAAACCGCUCGGCCGGGUUUAGAGGCAAUACAUUUUCUUGAGAAGUUAAGAGCAAGAGGCUGCAGCGUCUUUUAUAUUAAACCCGAUUGGCUGAAGCGUGAAGAAGAAAGAAUUCAAAGAGAGCUACAGGAACUAUGGGCUGAGGCAGACGCUGCUGCAGGUGCAACGAGCGAAUUGCCUCCACGGGUGGCUGACGCGGAGGCUGUUUCGAUGUACAGAGCUCAAGAAGAUGUGAGAACCCCCGGGGCCCAUCGGUCUCCUCGAGGUGUCUUCCGAUUGGAGUGGGGCUGCAUGCACUCAGUCAUACAAGCAGCAGCAGCAGCAGCAGCAUUUGUUGCAGGUAAACUGCAGCAGCAGCAGCCGCUGCUGCAACACAAGCUGCAGCAGCUGUACACCGUUAACACCAGAAGGCAGCAACAGCAGCAACAGCAGCUACAGCGCCAACAGCAACAGAGACAACUGCAGCAGGAGCAGGACCAGCAGCAGCAGCAGCAGCAGCAGCAGCAGCAGCAGCAAAGGGCCCUAGGGCUUAGAAUGCCUCUUGGCUUUCUUUUUAUGUAUUUUCUAAUAUCUUUAGCUUCUGUCUUUUCAGCAGCAUUUAGACGCCCUGCAACACCGCAGCUGCACAAGUCUCUAUACUGCAGCAGCAGCAGCAGCAGCAGCAGCAGCAAAGGCAGCAGCAGGGGGAGCAGCACUAGCAGCAGAUACUGCAGCUUAUUAUCAUUUAGGCCCACUAGCUUGCACUGCAGCACAGAACGGAGAGCAGCAGCAACGUUGCUGCGCUUUGAAAGACAUCAGCAGCAGCAGCAGCAGCAACAGCAGCAGCAACAGCAACAGCAGCAGCAGCAACAGCGUCUGCGUGAGUCUUUUCUCUUUUCUACAUCAAAUCUCCUGCGGGCUGCUGCUGCUGCUGCUGUUGCUGCCGACACUACACCGAUGCCGCAGCCAGUAGCAGCAGCAGACGGUGCUGCUGCAGCAACAGCUGCAGCAGCAGCUGCAGCAGCAGCAGAAGCACCAACAGCUGCUUCUGUUUGUUAUGGGGGUCCUGUCCUGCUGACGAUUUCUGGGGAGACAGCAGCAGCAGCAAAACAAACAGCUGCAGACACAGCAGCAGCAGCAGCAGCAGGAGCAGCAGCAGCAGAAGGCGCAGCAGCAGCAGCAGCAGCAGCACAGCGUCUGAAGCUGCAGCUAUUUUGGAAAGGGCGGAGAAUAAUUUUAAAUCGACCAGCAAAUGGUGAGCAGCAGCAGCAGCAACAGCAGCAGCAGCUGCAGCAACAGCAGCAGCAGCAAUGUUGA